Molecule: messenger RNA, 1436 nt
Organism: Perca flavescens (yellow perch)
Lineage: Eukaryota; Metazoa; Chordata; Actinopteri; Perciformes; Percidae
Gene: otx1
Product: orthodenticle homeobox 1
Exons: 4
Coding region: 422-1420 (332 amino acids)
Biological process (GO): multicellular organism development; regulation of transcription by RNA polymerase II
Cellular component (GO): nucleus
Molecular function (GO): RNA polymerase II cis-regulatory region sequence-specific DNA binding; DNA-binding transcription factor activity, RNA polymerase II-specific
Source: RefSeq, a predicted model, not a curated record
GAAGGUGAUCAAUCUCCAUCCGUCUCCAUUAGAAAUCACCUUAACACUCUGACAGACAACGACAAGCCCCCUGAAAGCAAAUGAGUUUGAUUUAUUUGGCUGCAAAAACAUCCGGAACCGCACCUAGGACGCGGUGAGGCCCGCGUGCUGAUAACUGCGUUGUUUUCUCCGUGAUGUCGCUCGGUUUGCACACUGUUGUUUGUUUUUGAGCAAGUCUGCCGCUGCUUGAGGUUUUAUGCCCUGCAGACUUCCUACUGCUGGAUACUUUUACUGCUGCUCGCCUCCUGCGGCCCGAGAGCUCGGGAGAAGGGAAGAGGAAUAAAACAAGUGACUUGGAUUGGCCCCCUGUCCCGUCAAGCUGCAGCAUCGGGGGAAACCGAACCACUGGCCUGAGCUGGGUGGAGCAGUGACCGCCUGUAGCAUGAUGUCCUACCUCAAACAGCCCCCCUACGGCGUCAACGGCCUGGGGCUCAGCGGCGCUGCCAUGGACCUGCUGCACCCCUCAGUGGGCUACCCAUCGACUCCCAGGAAGCAGCGACGCGAGCGGACAACCUUCACCCGCUCUCAGCUCGACGUCCUGGAGUCUCUGUUCGCCAAAACCCGGUACCCGGAUAUUUUCAUGCGGGAGGAGGUCGCACUGAAAAUCAACCUGCCGGAGUCCAGAGUCCAGGUCUGGUUCAAGAACCGGAGGGCCAAGUGUCGCCAGCAGCAGCAGAGCGGCAGCAGUGCUAAAGCCAGGCCGCCCAAGAAGAAGUCUUCUCCGGCCCGGGAGAGCACCGGCUCCGAGAGCAGCGGCCAGUUCACGCCUCCUGCCGUCUCCAGCACCGGCUCGUCCUCGUCUUCAUCCUCCUCCACCAAUCACACGGGCCCGGCGGCCCUCAGCAGCACCUCUACCUCCAUCAGCACCGUCUCCUCCAUCUGGAGCCCCGCUAUCUCCCCUGGAAACGCUCCUGCUCCUGCAGUGGCCCCGCUCCCCGAGCCCGGACCACCUUCUAACGCCUCCUGUAUGCAGCGUUCAAUGUCCGGCUCCGCUGCCGCCGCAACCUCCUACCCCAUGUCCUACAACCAGACGCCGGGCUACGGCCAGGGCUACCCCACCCCGUCCAGCUCUUACUUCAGCGGCGUGGACUGCGGCUCCUACCUGGCCCCCAUGCACUCCCACCACCACCCCCACCAGCUCAGCCCCAUGACGGCCUCCUCCAUGUCGGGCCACCCGCACCACCACAUCAGCCAGUCGUCAGGCCACCACCACCAUCACCACCACCACCAGGCCUACGGCGGCUCCAGCCUGGCCUUCAACUCCUCCGACUGCCUGGAUUACAAAGAGCAGACUGCAGCCUCCUCGUGGAAGCUCAACUUUAACACCACAGACUGCUUGGACUACAAAGACCAGGCCUCCUGGAGGUUCCAAGUCUUGUGAUCAGGCUCCCCCCCCC